AUGGCGCAACUUCACCCUAUGUCGUUCUUCACAUUGGCUAUUUUCCAACACCCCUGUGAAGUGAUCAAGUCGGAGUUCAUCGAGCUGGGGAAGAACAAGAUCGAGCAGGAGUGGCGCCGCGACUGGUGCUGGGCCUCCACCAGGGCUGAGGGCUCGGACUCCGACGACUCCUCGCUGGGCGUCGGAGGGGACCUCAGCGACGAUGACGCUCCCUCGGCAGCUAGCGGGGUCGCGCCGAGGGAGGACGAUGAGGAAGACGACGUCCCCCUCGUGAGGCGGUCCGCGGCGGAGCGGGCGAGCAGGCAGGAGGCUAGCCCGCAGCCUCACGGCGACGCGGGGGUUGGUGCCUCCGGCGGCGGCGAUGCGGCUGCAGCUGCCGCGCCGACCACCCCGGCGACUCCGACAGCUCCCCCCGCGCGAAGCGGCCCUCCGGCGAGGAGCAUCCUGGCGGACAGGGUGCUCAAACUCAAACCGGCGGGUUCGUCGAGGAAGAGGGGGCAGACCAGCGCGUCACCGGCAGCCCCAACCAAGAAGCCUCGCCCGGCAUCGGGCGGCGGCGACCAAGAUGCCGCUGACGCAGCGGUUGUGACGACGCCAGCGGCCGCUCGGGACCCAAGGGUCCCCGAUUCGAGCUCGCGAGGCAACGGCCCGGCGGUAGUUGCUGGAGCGGUUGCGGCUGCUCCCGCGCCUACAGAGGUGCAGGUAAUCGACCUCACCGGUGAGGUCGACGACGAUGCUCCGACGGAAGUUGCCUCCGUUGAAGCCCUUCUGCAAUCGGCUACGGCGCCUGCUGGGCCGUGACCACUGCCGUAGGGGGCGCCAUCUGAGGCGGGUGACAUGCAGCAGCCUCCGCCAGCCGGGGCGGGCGGCAGCGCUCUGGAGAAGCCCCCAGCCCGCCCCUUUCGGACGGGCAAGGAGCAGCGGGGCUUGGCCAAGCCGGGGGCGCGCCGCCAAAUCUUGACGCGCCCUCGGGAUCGCAGACGAUCGCGGCGGGGUCCUCCUCCUCUGCCGGGGCCGUCUUCAGUCCGGGAGUAGGGGAACUCGUCGGGCGGACUUGGGGUCGGAUUACCUUCGACCGCAGUGUGUUCGAGCAGGGACACCAAGUGAUCGACAACAUCCAGCAGCAGCAGUGGAUGUUCGUCGAUUUCUUCAACGACGCGCAGCAGCACCACGCCUGCGUAGUGGCGGAGUUGGGCGCAGCACGACGGGAAGCGAAUGAGCAGCGCACCGAGCUGCAGCGGCUCCGAGAGGAGCUCCAGCAUGCACGGCAGGUCGGGGCUACGCCUGCUGUGCAAGGUGUGCUGGAGGCAGUAGUCCUCCAGCAGUUGUGGGAUCUCCAGCAAGACCACCAGCGGGAGCUCGAGCUGGUGAAAGCCGCGCAUGCCAAGAGCGAGGAAGAGCACCAGGCGGCUCUGGACUCGUUCCAGGGGCGUCUCCAGGAGAAGACGGACUUGCUGUCCGGCUACUCCCUGGAGAUCCAGCGUCUCCGCCUUGAGGCCGCCUCGGGAGCACCUCCCGCAUAGUUUCCUUCCUUUUUUAUUUUCCUACAAGUGGCGCAUGGCGCCUUAGAACUUUUUAUGUUAGCUUUCCCUUGUGAUCACCAGUGUUACGCGUUAACUUGUUUUGCUCAAGCUUCAAUAUAUAUCCAAUGCUACUUUUGCU
Molecule: messenger RNA, 1662 nt
Organism: Brachypodium distachyon (stiff brome)
Lineage: Eukaryota; Viridiplantae; Streptophyta; Magnoliopsida; Poales; Poaceae
Product: brain acid soluble protein 1-like
Exons: 5
Coding region: 1-801 (266 amino acids)
Source: RefSeq, a predicted model, not a curated record